CUGCCGAGGUUCAUUUCAUGGGUAUUUGGAAAGGCUGGGUGAGGGAGUGAGUGAGCGAAAGGUGGAGAGUGCUAGGCUUUAAGGUUCACACUCUUUUUAGGCUGGCGGCUGACCUAAGCGUGCGCCCCCCGACGAGAACGAUUUCGACCGUGCGGAGGCUAGUGAAAGCGACUGGAAUGAGAGAAGAAUAAAGUGAGAGCUGAUUUAGGAGUAAAGGAACGACAAGCAGAGGCACCGCGGCGGUAGACACCAGCCAGACAGCCGUUAGCUACGGACGGAGAGAGAGAGAAAAGGAAAAAAUUAAAAGGAGGACGGUUUGACAUUUGUGUAAGGCGCACAGAGUAACCAAAUUGUGGAAACCUUAGUACACCGGGUAUGGCAGACGCAGACGUCGACUUCCAGACAGGCGAUGCCGGGGCAUCCGCCACCUUCCCCCAGCAGUGCUCGGCGCUGCGCAAGAACGGCUUUGUGGUGCUGAAAGGACGACCCUGCAAGAUCGUGGAGAUGUCCACCUCCAAGACCGGAAAACACGGCCACGCUAAGGUCCACAUGGUUGGUAUUGACAUCUUCAACGGCAAGAAAUAUGAAGAUAUCUGUCCCUCCACCCACAACAUGGACGUCCCCAACAUCAAGAGACUGGACUACCAGUUGAUUGGGAUCACGGAUGGUUACCUGUCUCUGCUCCAGGACAGUGGUGAGGUGAGAGAGGACCUGAAGAUGCCAGAGGGAGACAUGGGCAAAGAGAUCGAAACCAAGUAUGACGCUGGAGAGGAGAUUCUGAUCACUGUUCUGUCUGCAAUGAACGAGGAGGCUGCAGUUGCCAUCAAGGCCAUGGCUAAAUAAGACACUACAGGACCUUCUUCAGCUGGAGGAAGAGCUGAUGCUUCUCCUCCUGCAGUCCCUGCAGCUUCUCCCCCAUCUUCAUCACCUGUGAGGAGGAAAAGGGAAUGUAAGAGAGGGUUAAGGUGAGAUAGCCCAUCCUCUGAAGUUAGUUAUCUCCCAUCUGUUUGUUAUGACGUUCUCUGACCUGUUCUUUCGUCUCCUCCAGUGACAUCCUCUCCUCUAUCUCUUUUGUUCUCUUUCGCUCUUCCUCCUCCUUCAUCUUCUGCUCCAUCAUCUUGUCCACCUCUUCCUCCUCUAAGAUUAGGAAGAAAAGAGACCAAUUACAACAACUUAAUUGUGGAUUUUGUUCUCUCUUCUUCCUCUUUCAUCUUCUGCUCCAUCAUCUUGUCCACCUCUUCCUCCUCUAAGAUUUGGAAGAAAAGAGACACCAAUUACAAUGACAUAAUUGUGGGAAAAAUCUGGCUUUUUGGUUAUGUUUGGGAAGAAAUGCAGUAGUCAAGCCAAGCCAGCCUUGUGAUAUCUCACCCUGUCUUUUGCGAUCUCUUUCUCUCAUAAUGUGCUUGUGGAGGGCUCUGGCCAUGGCGUUGGACAGCUUCGGUCUGUCCUGCAGAGCAGGCAUGGUGACAGGAAGUGGAGGGGCCAGCUGAAUGCAGCAGAAUCAAUUGAGAAAAUAUGGGAAGUAAAUAUAGUUACAGGCAACAACAGCAAAAGGUGACAAUUAUUUGCUAGAAACUGACACUUGUUUUUUAAUUUUUUAUAUUUACUUUGUUUUUUUAUAGAAAUAAUAAAUUGCAUGCAUUCACCCCCACCUAGCUAACGUUGCAUUGCAUCUGAUCUGGCUAUGCUAGCAGCUAACUAACGUUACAUUGUUAAUGUUAGAUCGAUGAAGGGCCAGCAGGCGCGAAGUUGUAAACAGAGAACUUACUUUCGUUGCUUUGCGAGUAUUCCAAGAUGAAAACUUUUGUCUCCGCUUGGUGUGUGUGUUUUGGUGUGGAUUAUAAAGCGGAACAUUUGUUAUGCUAUGAAAAACUAACUUUGUUUCUAUAUUAUGAAUUUCGUGUUCAUAAAUUAGUUUUUUUCCCCGAACUGAUACACUUCCGGUGUGAAAGGACGCUUCCUGUUUUGACGUCAGUGAAACCCUGGGAGUUGGGGUUUCUAUUCAGUACUUCCCAGGGGACCUUGAGAGUAAAAGUAAAGAUACCUUAACAGAAAAUGACUCAAGUAAAAGUGAAAGUCAGCCAGUAAAAUACU
Messenger RNA from Oncorhynchus gorbuscha (pink salmon), 2094 nucleotides. RefSeq names its product eukaryotic translation initiation factor 5A-1. The record is from RefSeq and is a predicted model, not a curated record. Gene Ontology annotation, biological process: positive regulation of translational termination; positive regulation of translational elongation. NCBI's taxonomy places the organism in Eukaryota, Metazoa, Chordata, Actinopteri, Salmoniformes, Salmonidae. The transcript is spliced from 6 exons. The coding region runs from base 376 to 843 and encodes 155 amino acids. Gene Ontology annotation, molecular function: ribosome binding; translation elongation factor activity; RNA binding.